AUGACUGAUGUGCCAUUCAAAAGACGUGCUCACGGUCGUAACAAGCCAGGUGCUUCCAGAGGACACGUUAAGUCAGUUCGCUGCAGCAACUGUCGCCGUAUGGUACCAAAGGACAAGGCCAUCAAGAGAUUCACCGUCAGAAACAUGGUCGAAGCUGCCGCUGUCAGAGAUAUCAGUGACGCCUCUGUCUACGCAGAGUACGUCGUUCCAAAGCUCUACUUGAAGGUCGCAUACUGUGUCUCAUGUGCUAUCCACUCACGUGUCGUCCGUGUCAGAUCUCGUGAAGACCGCCGCAAGAGAGCACCACCAGCAAGACCUCGUUUCAGAGAUGGCAAGAAGGUAAACCCUGCUGUUGCAUCACAAAUGGACUCAAGAGCUGGUGGUAAGUAA
Molecule: messenger RNA, 390 nt
Organism: Wallemia mellicola CBS 633.66
Lineage: Eukaryota; Fungi; Basidiomycota; Wallemiomycetes; Wallemiales; Wallemiaceae
Product: ribosomal protein S26e
Exons: 2
Coding region: 1-390 (129 amino acids)
Biological process (GO): translation
Cellular component (GO): ribosome; cytosolic small ribosomal subunit
Molecular function (GO): mRNA binding; structural constituent of ribosome
Source: RefSeq, a predicted model, not a curated record